This is a messenger RNA of Diabrotica virgifera virgifera (western corn rootworm), 2529 nucleotides long. Its product is annotated as fork head domain-containing protein crocodile-like. NCBI's taxonomy places the organism in Eukaryota, Metazoa, Arthropoda, Insecta, Coleoptera, Chrysomelidae. Gene Ontology annotation, biological process: regulation of transcription by RNA polymerase II; cell differentiation; anatomical structure morphogenesis. The transcript is spliced from 2 exons. Gene Ontology annotation, molecular function: DNA-binding transcription factor activity, RNA polymerase II-specific; RNA polymerase II cis-regulatory region sequence-specific DNA binding. The coding region runs from base 257 to 1336 and encodes 359 amino acids. The record is from RefSeq and is a predicted model, not a curated record.
GAAGCAACAUACACUGUUUUUACUUAAUCUCUGUGUAAACCACCCUAUGUUGUGUAUCAUAAUAUUAAGUGAGCUCCGACUUGUUUUUGGAAGAUUGAUUGGAAUGAAAACACAAAACGUAACGUACUGUUGAAAUAACAGUCGGUGUUUUCCUUUUAGAAAACUCCUGACACUUUUCGAUUACAACUUGCCCAAGUUUUGUUUAUUUUCUUUCGCUGCGGGACGUGUUUAUACAAACAACUAGUGGAAAAACAUCAUGCAUACUAUAUUUUCUGAGCAUCCGACGGCUUACAACCGCUACAGCAGCUACAGUAGUUCGGCUUCAGCAGCUAUAACAGCAUCGAAUCCGUACGCGUACGAGCAGUACUCUCGGUACGGGUAUCCUUCACCAUGGCACCAUCAACAACAUCCCUUAAGCACUGCCAAAGACAUGGUGAAGCCUCCGUACAGCUACAUCGCUUUAAUCGCCAUGGCUAUACAGAACGCACAAGACAAAAAGAUAACUCUAAACGGCAUUUACCAAUUCAUCAUGGAACGAUUCCCGUACUACAGAGAAAAUAAACAAGGUUGGCAAAAUUCCAUAAGGCACAAUUUAAGUCUGAACGAAUGCUUCGUGAAGGUUCCUAGAGACGACAAGAAACCGGGCAAAGGCAGUUAUUGGACCUUGGAUCCCGACUCAUACAACAUGUUCGAUAAUGGUUCUUACCUCAGAAGACGAAGGCGAUUCAAGAAAAAAGAUGCUCUUCGGGAAAAAGAAGAGCAGCUGAAAAGACAACAAAUCCAGUCCGAUUCUCCUAUAAACAAACGCGAGGAGAAGCCUUUAGAAGAUAUCAAAAGCAAGUUGGAAUGCAAGCCUAAAAGGGAGCCUAAUACUGAAUUGAGCCAUUGUAUGAGUACGAAAUAUGGCGAUCCUAAAUCGGUGAUAGUUCAUCAGGAACAUGUAAUGAGUGACGUUACGGCCAGUCUGCAGGCUAUGGACAGUGCGGCGGCAUUUAGUGUGGACAGUUUGAUGACCAGUAGAGAACAGGCGAUUAGUUACAGUAAUUCUGCAAGACUGCAUUCAUCUGGAGGAAUGUACUCGUACUGUCCGUCGGCUACUCCGCAACACCAAUACAGCAUAGCGGACGAAGCCGCCCCCCGUUACAGCCCCUGGUACAGCCCCGAAACCUCCCCUGAGUCGGCCACCAGCUACCGAGACAUCAUUUUUGACAACAGUGCCGCCCCCUCCUGCCAACUGGCGGGCUUCAGGCACCCCGGCGUCACCCCUAGCCCGCCAAACUAUCGCACCACCGCCGCAUACUAUCAAUCGACGGACUGCGUGGGGCAGAAGUACUGAGGGUAUGGCAUACUAGACGUGUAAAUAUGUAAAUAACGAAGACUGAUGAUGAUUAUGGGUGGUUAGCACGAAACGUAUGUAUAAGGUUUUCGAGGAAUUUGUGUGCAAUUUUCGUUAGGUUUUUUAUGGGGGAAAGUGGGAGGCGAAUCUCUUCAAAUAAACGUAAAAAUCUGUGAUUUGAAACAUAUACCAAUACCUACAGUUUGCCCAAAAAGUUAUUUAAUGAAUAAUUACAUAAUACUAAAUAUAAAACUAUGUAUUUUAGCAUACUUCCUUAAAUUUCUAUAUUAUUUCUUCUAUUCUAUACAUCGUUCAUCUAAUGCUUUUAAUCUUUAUAUUUUUGUUUUUUUUUUACUUUGCACGUUUUUUGGGAAUAGUUUUGGAUUUCACUAGCAAUCUUACUGAUCUUAGUGGAAGUGGAAUAGACUAUGGUUGAUUUUCAAACCAAACUUUUAACACUUUUUAUAGCUAAUAUUAAGUUUUCCAAAGAAGCAAAAAAGUGUUUUAUUUUUAAAAAUUAUUUCUGUCCUUUUUAUAUUUUCUAUUAUGCUCAUGCAUCACCUUGCACAGAGUUUGAACUAAAUCCUUUCCAUUGUGCUUCGCUUUUUUGUAAUAUUUCAUAGAACAUUUGAUUUCUUUUCAUUGCUGUUAUACACUUGUUUGAAAUCUAGAAAAUUAUAGAUAUACAAUCUGGUUGUGUAUUUGUCACAGGCAGGAUAUGUGUGAAUAUUCGACCCAUAAAUGAUUUAUUUUUCCUGAUUUUUCAAUAUCAUUAGAAAACUUGUGAAGAAAAUUGCAGUUAUUAAGAGAAAAAUUAUCGAAAAGAAGAAAGAUAUGGCUUGCUGCAACUAAUUCUUCAGAGCAAGGUACCUAUUUGGAAUGAGAGGACCAGGGAGAAGAAGAAUAUCUUGGCUUCAAAAACCGGAAAGUGGUUGAAUACGUCUACGAACCAGACUAUUUCGAAUAGCAGCAAGCUGAGUUAGGAUAACCAUGCUGAUCCCCGACAUGCAGGUGGACACUAUAAGAAGAAAAGACAAUAACAGUGCCUUCAUUGUAAAACAAGUAAUCGAAAAACGAAGACAACUUAACUCGUGCAAACUUACAAUUGAGGCGCUCGGAGCAACAGGCAACAGUGGUCUAAUCCACAACACAAAGUUAAAAGAAGCUUUUAUUACAUUAAAGUUAUUGCUUAU